AUGGCUUACGAAAACCGAUGGAACCUGAGCAUGAAGGCCCCUGCCCUGAUCGAAAGGGCUCAGCAAGUGGUGAGUGGAAUCUCUCGUGGUUGCAAAGAUGAGACUGGGUUCGGCGGGUUCAGCAUGUCAUUGUACGAUACUGCCUGGGUAUCCAUGGUAGCCAAGUCGGACACUACAGAGAGUCGUCAGUGGCUGUUUCCAGAAGCUUUCGCGUAUCUUCUCCGCCAUCAACACAAUGACGGAUCAUGGGGGACAAAUGUCUCGCCGGUUGAUCUCAUCCUCAAUACCAUGGCUGGUCUCUUGGCAGUUUUGGAGCAUUGCCCUCUGAACGCAGCCAGCUUCCCGAAGGAUGAUGCAAUGGGUCUUUCUGAUCAUGGCUCGAGAGUCUCACGAGCCACCAAAGCCUUGUCGAACGCACUGUGCAGUUGGGAUGUAGAAUCCACUCUCCAUGUGGGAUUUGAAAUCCUUGUUCCAUGUCUCUUGUCUCAAUUGGCCCAGAAGGGUGUCAAUCUGGAGUUCCCCGGCAAAGAGAGGUUGAUGAAGUUGCAUCAGCACAAGUUAUCAAAGUUCAGACCAGAAAUGGUUACGUCAGAGCAUCAAACCACCUUUUUACAUUCAUUGGAAGGGUUAAUUGAUAAAGUCAACUUUGCAAACCUGCGACACCAUUGCACAUCCUAUGGUGGCAUGUUGGGAUCUCCAGCAUCAACCGCAGCAUACCUCAUCUACUCUUCUACAUGGGAUGAGAAUGCAGAGGUGUACCUUCGAAAUGUCAUCCAGAAGUGCGGGUCCCAUGGAGCAGUCCCCAGCGCAUUUCCCACGCCAAUUUUCGUGACAUCCUGGACCAUAUCCACACUGCUGGCAAGUGGGUACUCCAUGGAUGAACUUUCUGACCAUGGCAUCAAAGAUAUCGCGGCCUAUCUGGAGCAACUUUUAACCGAGCAGCAUGGGUUAGUGGGGUUCGCCCCGAAGUUUGUGCCAGACGCGGAUGAUACUGCUCGAUCACUUCUUGCAAUGUCAUAUCUGGGGAUCCAGAUUGAUCCAACCUUUUUAGUGGAGUACUUUGAAGCCCCAGAUCAUUUCCAGACCUACAAAUUGGAGAGAAAUCCAAGCUUCAGUGCCAAUGCAAAUACUCUCUUGACCUUGUUGAAGGCACCCAACGUGGCAGCCUAUGUUCCCCAAAUUGAAAAAACUACCCGCUUUCUGCUUUCCUGCUGGAAAAAAGGUGGGGCUCGAGAUAAAUGGAAUCUGGCCCCUGAGUAUAGCCAAAUGCUGUUGGCAAAUUCAUUGCUCGAACUUCUCGCAGCAUCGAGUGCCGGUUAUUUGGUGGGACUUGCGACAGAGAUUGUCACCUUUGAAGUCCCAAUUGUUCUUUGUCAGUUAUUGGCAAAAACUGUGAGUCGCCAGGCUGACAAUGGGUCCUGGGCAAAUUCAGUGGAGCAGACGGCAUACAGCAUACUUCUUCUCGCCUAUAUCCUCAAGCUCCCAUGGCCAAUGUCGCUCCGGGAGACUGCCCAGGCCUCACUAGACAUGGGGAGAAGCUACCUAGCUAUACACGCAAAUGAGUGGUCUGAGGGCGCGUAUAUAUGGAUUGAAAAGGUCACAUAUCGACUCCCGACUCUUUCCGAAGCAUAUAGCCUUGCGGCAAUGAAGAUCUCGACAGAGGAGGUGUCAUGGAGCUCCAAACUAAAAGAUAUGUUCAUUUUGAUGGGAAAGAAGAUUGGGCACAUGUCAAAAUUCUUUGAACAGCUGCCAAUGUUCCAAAAGACUUCCCAUGGAGUGAUGACCUCGGCCGUUGCAGAAGCUCACUUUUAUUCCCUCAAGUUGCGGGAAUCCAGACUCGAGAUCUUUCCACGAGACAAUAUGGGGAUGACGAAGGACAACUACCUGGACUUUAUUCCAAUCACUUGGACCAGCGUCAAUGCCCUCUUUGACUUUCCACUUUCGGGGGAAACGAUGUGGGACAUGAUGGUCAUCUCCAUGCUGAACUACCAGGCCGAUGAGUAUAUGGAGUCAGUGGUAGGAAGGCUCCCAGAAGACUCCUUGAUUCAAAUGCAGUAUGAGCUCCAGGUCGCAUGCCGUGACGGAAUUUUAUCUCGUCUACAAACAUCCGCCGGGUGUGUGAAGGAGCGUCCGCUGGAUGGCCAGCUGCGGACACCACCGGAGGAGAACAACUCCUGUCAGACUCCACAGCCAUCGCUGCUGAAGCCCAUGGAGGUCAUCAAGAAAUAUAUCCAGCAUGUGCGGUCCCAUCGGCGCGUUACGGUGUGUCCGCCAGCCGCGCAGAGGGAAGUGGCCGAGGAAAUGAAUCAAUUCCUCCGUGCCCAUAUGGCUCAUAAUGCCGAUAACACUCGUCUGCAGAAAAUGGAUGUUCAUCGCGAUGGCCUGUUAAACCAGUCGUACUUUCAUUGGGUUCGGACCACGGGAGCCAAUGACACGAGUUGUCCUUACUCUUUUGUCUUCUUUCUCUGUCUCAUAAGCGAUGAAGGACGCCCUUAUUUUACUUCCGCCAAGCAGAAAUACUUUGCCCGGGCUUUGGCUCUGCACCUUGCCACAAUGUGUCGACAAUUCAAUGACUAUGGGUCUCAUUCCCGGGACCAACAAGAGCACAACCUCAACAGUCUUGAUUUCGCUGAUUUUCAUGAAGGCUUCGGCAAUGGCUCCGAAGAUAAAAAGCAUAUUCUUAUGCAAAUUGCAGAUUUUGAGAGAAAAUGCAUGGAAAUAUGCUGUGAACAUCUCGCCAAAGAGAUAAGUGCCACCACCUUGGCACAGAUCCGAGUGUUCAUCGGUGUCACUGAUCUGUUCGGUCAAAUCUACGUUGCGCGGGACAUUGCUAGUCGCCUGGAAAGCCAGGUUUAA
Penicillium longicatenatum is the source of this 2856-nucleotide messenger RNA. Its product is annotated as Ent-kaurene synthase. The transcript has a single exon. NCBI's taxonomy places the organism in Eukaryota, Fungi, Ascomycota, Eurotiomycetes, Eurotiales, Aspergillaceae. Bases 1 to 2856 code for a protein of 951 amino acids. Gene Ontology annotation, biological process: diterpenoid biosynthetic process. Gene Ontology annotation, molecular function: magnesium ion binding; terpene synthase activity. The record is from RefSeq and is a predicted model, not a curated record.